Molecule: messenger RNA, 2713 nt
Organism: Helianthus annuus (common sunflower)
Lineage: Eukaryota; Viridiplantae; Streptophyta; Magnoliopsida; Asterales; Asteraceae
Product: protein ROOT HAIR DEFECTIVE 3
Exons: 23
Coding region: 210-2495 (761 amino acids)
Biological process (GO): endoplasmic reticulum membrane fusion
Cellular component (GO): endoplasmic reticulum
Molecular function (GO): GTP binding; GTPase activity
Source: RefSeq, a predicted model, not a curated record
AAUGCACCUUGUUACCAUUUUAAUUGAAGUUGGUGCAAUUUUUAUAACCCAAAACUUUUUGAGAUGUUUAUAAACUUUUCCCUUUCAUGAUCAAUGCAACAUCCAACAAUGAUCCCAUUGCCGUAUUAAGGAUCAAAAUUCCAUCAUAUGUUUCAACAACAUCAAUGAUAUAUCCUUCCAUCAUCAUUUGAUUCAAUCACUCUACAAUAAUGGACAAAGCCGACUGUUGCUCUACCCACCUCAUAGAUGGAGAUGGUACUAUGGAUGUAGCUGGACUUUUAAAAUUUAUGAAGGAUGUCAAACUUUCCGAAUGCGGACUUUCUUAUGCAAUCGUUUCCAUCAUGGGUCCACAAAGUAGCGGGAAGAGCACACUUUUAAAUCAUCUGUUCCAUACCAACUUCCAGGAAAUGGAUGCUUUCAAGGGAAGGUCUCAGACCACCAAAGGUAUUUGGAUGGCAAGAUGCACCGGUAUUGAACCUUGCACUGUUGUCAUGGAUCUUGAGGGUACUGACGGGAGAGAAAGAGGAGAGGAUGAUACUGCAUUUGAGAAACAAAGUGCACUUUUUGCUCUUGCAGUUUCAGAUAUAGUGCUUAUCAACAUGUGGUGCCAUGAUAUCGGUCGUGAGCACGCUGCAAACAAACCUCUACUAAAAACUGUAUUCCAGGUCAUGACACGAUUAUUUAGUCCGCGCAAAACAACUAUGAUUUUCGUCAUACGUGAUAAAACUAGAACACCUUUGGAAAACUUAGAGCCUGUCUUGAGAGAAGAUAUCCAGAAGAUAUGGGAUUCUGUUCCUAAGCCAGAAGCCCACAAGGAAACACCACUAAGUGCAUUUUUUAAUAUCGAGGUCGUGGCCCUUUCUAGUUACGAAGAGAAGGAAGAUCAAUUCAAAGAGCAGGUGGCCAACCUCAGGAAUAGAUUCCAACAUUCUAUUGCACCCGGAGGGCUUGCGGGUGACAGACAGGGAGUUGUUCCUGCUUCGGGAUUUUGUUUUAGCGCUGAACAGAUCUGGAAAGUCAUCAAGGAAAAUAGAGAUCUUGAUCUGCCUGCUCACAAGGUGAUGGUGGCCACCGUACGAUGUGAAGAGAUUGGUAAUGAGAAAUACGCCGCCUUUGCUAAAAACAAGGACUGGUGUGAAAUAGAGGAAGCUGUACAGUCUCAACUUGUGCCUGAUUUUGGAAACAAAGUUAGUUUGCUGCUUGACACUUGCUUUACAGGUUAUGAUGAUGAGGCUGCAUUUUUUGAGGAAGGAGUUAGGAGUUGUAAGCGGAAACAACUGAAAGAAAAGUUGUUACAACUUGUUGAACCGGCUUAUCAAUCAACAUUGCAACACAUGAGGUCUGAGACACUGGACAAAUUCAUAAAAUCAUUUGAAGACGCGUUAAAUAAAGGACAAGGGUUUCAAUUAGCUUCCCGUGAUUGCACAGUAUCGGCGAUGAAAUCAUUUGAUGAACAAUGCAAAAGUGCCAUUAUCAAGCAAGCUGACUGGGACACAUCCAAAGUAAGGGCUAAAGUCUCACAGGAUAUUGAUUCACAUAUUUCUGAUGUCCGUAAUGCCAAACUGUCUGAUCUUACCGCACUAUACGAGUCGAACUUAAAGAAUGCAUUAUAUGGACCUGUGGAAGCUCUUCUUGAAGGGGCUGCUGCCGAUACAUGGCCUGCGAUCAGAAAACUUCUUCGAAACGAGACCAAAACCGCUCUCUCUAAGUUUUCGAAAGCACUCGCCGGCUUUGAAAUGGAUGAAGACGCAAAGAAAAAUCUAAUAUCAAGAUUGGAGGGUUAUGCAAUAGACGUAGUUGAAGGGAAGGCUAAAGAAGAAGCUGGUAAAGUUGUACAUAGCAUGAAGGAGAGGUUUACAACCAUUUUCAACCAUGAUAAUGAUUUAAUGCCACGAACCUGGACCGGAAAGGAAGAUAUUCGUGCAAUUAACAAAACUGCUCGCACUUCGGCUUUGAAGUUGCUCGCUGUGUUGGCUGCUAUUCGUUUGGAGGAUUAUAAUGAUAGAAUUGAGACUGUGCUAAUCCAAGCUUUAGCGGAUCCCACCAACGUCGCGGAUAAGAACUCUAACUUGCAAAACCCUUUAGCGACAAGCAAAUGGGAUAAGAUUCCAGACACAAAGACAUUGAUAACUCCUGUUCAAUGCAAAACUUUGUGGAACCAGUUUCAGAAAGAGACAGAAUAUGCUGUUACACAAGCUAUAACUGCUCAGAAAGCUAACAAGCAAAACAGCAGUUGGCUACCACCUCCAUGGGCUAUUCUUGCCUUGUUUGUGCUUGGAUUCGAUGAAUUUAUGACUCUUUUGAGGAAUCCUUUGUAUGUGCUCUUUCUCUUUGUCGGCUUUCUGCUUAUGAAAGCGUUAUGGGUUCAACUAGGCAUAGGUUCUGACUUCCAAAAUGGAAUGCUUCAGGGGCUUCUUUCUUUAACCACCAGGCUUCUUCCCGCCAUGAUGAACAUCCUCAGAAAACUGGCGGAGUUGGGAAACCGAAGAAACUAACAAAAAAACGAGUCAGUUCAUCUAGUAAUGAACUUCUCGAUGCAUACAACUAUGGUUUAUGUCAGGUUUUCAGUAACAUGUUCAAUGGAAACGUUAUUCUUUAGACUUUUAGGUGAUUUUACGACGUAAAUCAUGGAAGGUAUGAUCCAAAUUAUUUUUUUUGAGAAUUUACCUUCUUGGUUACAAUAUUUUGUUGUAAAAUCAACCGUAUAUUCUUA